Paramecium octaurelia is the source of this 552-nucleotide messenger RNA. Lineage: Eukaryota; Ciliophora; Oligohymenophorea; Peniculida; Parameciidae. The record is from the annotation of a GenBank genome assembly.
AUGCACACAAAUUAUGCAUAUGAGAGUAAAUUCUAAAAAUUUUAUCUUAUACGAAUAAUCUAAUUAUUUGAGGAUAAAACUCUUAGAUUGCCAUUCAAGGAAAUGAAACUCUAUUCAAACAACUAAACACCAAGAAAAUAAAUCCAAAUUUAAUAAUAAACUCAAUAAGUAUACGACGGAGAAACCUAUAUUUCAACAAAAGAAUGUUCAGAAAUACUCUAAUAAUUACCAAAAUUAUAGACUAAAAUUAAUUUGUCUGAGCAUUUAAAAAAGAAAAUAGGAUCAAGUUAAAAGUGUUCAUUUACUUCAGUAAAGGAGACGAUAUCUCUAAUAAAACAAAAAAAUGAAAAAAAAAUGCAGGAGAUCCAAACUGAAAGAGUGAUUAGUAACUUUUUAAAAAUAAGAACAAUGGGUAGUAUAGGGUAAAAUUAAAUUAACACUCAAUCUUUGGGAAGACAAGAAAAUAUUAAUCAUCAGUUUAAUAUUAAAUUUAUCUUGGUUUUAAUUAUCAUUUUAUUCUAUUAUCUAUCAGAUGAUUGUAAUCUCACAUGA